Messenger RNA from Ambispora leptoticha, 930 nucleotides. Lineage: Eukaryota; Fungi; Glomeromycota; Glomeromycetes; Archaeosporales; Ambisporaceae. The record is from the annotation of a GenBank genome assembly.
AUGAACGAAAAUAUAAAAGACACGAACGGAACCAAUAACCGUAAAAAAUAUGAACCCAAACUUUAUAAUGUUUGGGGAGAAGUAGAAAAGGCCAUUGAAAAGCGAAUAUACGACAAAGGCGGAGAAUAUAAACCCAAGGAUCAAGUAUGUUAUCAUUUACAGUUAACUAAUCAACGCCCCGCCGAGGUUAAAAGUGUUAGUGUUUUUAAAAAAAUACAAACAAUAUCUCAAUUUAGUAAAUUGAGAGGAACAAAAGUAAUCAUGGUAGAACUACAAAAGGCAACUGAAAAGGAAAUAUUAGAGGAAGUGAUGAAAAGGCGAAGGAUCCAAAUUACCGAAGGCGAAUAUCAGUAUAAGUUAAUAUUAGUUGACAAAAAAACUCUAACUUCCUUAAAAACGAACGGGCAAUUAAAGGCGGUAAUUAGUGAUAUAAACCCCGAAUUAGUGAACUUAUGGAAAUGUGUUAGAGACUACCCGAAAACACUUAUAGGACAAUUAGAAAGACAUAAACGGAAUCACUGCGAGGCGUAUUAUUAUAAGAUUAGAGACCAGUUAAACCAAGUAAAAUUAACGGGAAAUAAUGAUCCACCGAAGGUAAACAAUGCGGGAAUGUUCCUAUAUCUUAACAAAGCGGGAUUUAAUGGGUUAUAUAGAGAAAAUGGCAAAAGUCUUAUCAAUGUUCCUUACAGACAUAAAGAAAAGAUUGCGUUAUUUACCAAACAAAAUAUAACUGAAAUAAGCAAAUAUUUACGGACUAACCAAAUUACGAUUAUUUGCCAAGACUUCGCCCAAAUUAAACCCCAAAAAGGUGAUUUUGUUUAUUUAGAUCCCCCGUAUGAUGGAACUUACAACGACUAUACCGCCCGCCAGUUUUCCCAAUUACGACUAAAAGAAUAUUGCGAUGAAUUAACCCAAGGAGGGGUUAAGUGA